Messenger RNA from Chaetomium globosum CBS 148.51, 1047 nucleotides. RefSeq lists its product as uncharacterized. The transcript is spliced from 2 exons. Bases 1 to 1047 code for a protein of 348 amino acids. The record is from RefSeq and is a predicted model, not a curated record. NCBI's taxonomy places the organism in Eukaryota, Fungi, Ascomycota, Sordariomycetes, Sordariales, Chaetomiaceae.
AUGGCGCCCUUGUUCUCCCCUAUCGGCCUCGUUGGCUUCUUCUUACGGCACCUUUAUAGCUGCACAGCCUACUCUCUCAACAACCUGCGGUGUCUCAUCUUCGGCAAAGCCAUCACCAUCGCCAGAUCCUCCAUAUUGUGUCUUCUAUCCUCCAUCGAAAUCGGCACCCUAAUUCUCGUCGACGAGCCCUUCGGGGAAUGCCACGUCUUUGGCCAGCUGCGCGACAGCGAUGACGACCUCGACGUAGACGGCGAUGGCGAGCUCGACCUUGACGCCAAAGUCAAUACCCACGGCCCCGCCUCCCUCACCAACUCCAUCGUCACCCUCGCCGUCUCCCCCCCGCUCUUCUACACCCGUCUCCUCCCCCACGCCGACAUGGGCUUCGCUGAGUCCUACCUCCUCGAAGAGGUGACCUGCGACGACCUGACUGCCUUCUUCCGGCUGUUCAUCAUCAACCGCGCCCGGCUCAACAACGGCAGCACUUGGUGGUCUGCGUUCCUCGGCACCGUCGUCUCUCGGCUUACACGACUCAUCACCUGCUUAGGGACAACGCCCAACACGGCCGAGGCGGCGCUCCGCAACGCCGCAGCACACUACGACCUCGGGAACGACCUGUUUGCGGCCUUUUUUUCCCCCCGACAUGACCUACUCGUGCCCGAUCUGGCCUACCAGCGACAGUUCCACGUGUGGGCGGGGGAGAGGGUUAGGAGGGAGGGGUUGGUGGGUUAUCGGGAGGUGCCGGGUCCGUUUGGGGAGUUUUGGGUGGGUGAGGAUGCGGGUAGGGGUGGUGAGGGUGGUGAGGGUGGUGAGGGUGGUGAGGGUGAGGAUCGGGGUGAGGAUGUUGGUGGCGGUCAGGGUGAGGACGACGCCGGACGGUACGACAGGAUUGUGUCGGUCGAGAUGAUCGAGGCGGUGGGGAAGGACUUCUUGGCGACCUACCUCCGCACCGUCGACCGGCUGCUCAAGAAGAACGGGGGCAUCGCCGUGUUCCAGUGCAUCACCAUGCCCGAGGGGCGGCAGGCGGCGUACGAGUGGCGGGAAGAGUAA